Messenger RNA from Humulus lupulus (European hop), 2080 nucleotides. RefSeq lists its product as uncharacterized. The transcript is spliced from 7 exons. The record is from RefSeq and is a predicted model, not a curated record. NCBI's taxonomy places the organism in Eukaryota, Viridiplantae, Streptophyta, Magnoliopsida, Rosales, Cannabaceae. The coding region runs from base 1001 to 1960 and encodes 319 amino acids.
AAAGGUAUUGGUGGUGAUAUUGUGUGCCGUGCCCCCAGUCACAAGAGGCAGCACCGUUGACCCCUCUUUUACUCUCUCGGCGAAGGUACCCGAACCCACCACCACUCCACCAGCUCCACCCACCCACGGCCGUCGGCUCUUGAUGCAGUUGCCUUCACUUCGCUACUGAAGCGUUAGCACUCAGCCCCCGUCGUCCCUCCCUCACCAUCUCCGACGACCCAACCGCAAGUGUCCGAAUCAACCAGGCCCAUCUCGGCCUCCCUCGCGCGCGACCAGGAAGCUAGGUGACCCGAACUUAGCUCUCACCACCAUCUGACCACCCUUGGGCCACCUCACCUCGCCUGUUCACACACCAAACCCAGACCAAAGCAGUUUUUCUAUACCCUACGUGUCCUACGUCUUAGAGUCGCUGCUCACGGUGGUGGAUUUGUCCUCUUUAUGGUCGGCGACGGAGACUUCUCUACUUUCCUUCAACGACUUUUGCUUUAUAUAUACCUUGGAUACAAAGUGGAUCUGCUUUUUGGUUUCUUGUUUCGGGUUGGUGUUGGGAACCGGUGUGAGUUGUUAAGGGAUACAAGGUACAACCUUAAUGUUGUUUUAUGUUUAUAAAGAUUGAGUGCUGCAGAGGACCGCUUGGCAGCUGUUUUUGGCUGAUUUAGAACAGGCUGGCCGAGAUUAACUUGUUGGAAAAUCUUUAGUGGUCAACCAUCAGAAAUUGAAGACUAAAAUAAAUUAAAAGAGGGAACCUCCUGCUCCUGGGCUUCUCGAUCGAGUUCAGGACUCCUCAACCACUGUUCUUUCUCCAUUUUUCUCUUCUCGUCUAUCUCCAGACUUUUCAGAGCUUAGAAUUUCAAUCAGCGAACGAGGUAAUUACAGAGAAAAAGACCGCGAAAGGGUUCAAGCCAAUGCAGUUCCAAAGCCCAAGAAUCCCUAGAAAGGAAGACAUUGAUGUUAUUAGCUAUUAACUAAACCUUUUGAAGAUCAAGAAGUGAAUGAGAAAAUGUCCGAAAGAGAUGUUAUUUUGUCACAAACCCAUGAAAAUUGUUCUAGUUCCUUCUUCCGAACACCUAAGAUUCUCCUUCAAUCCCUCCAAAUUUUCCUUCUAAACAAACAAAUUUUCUUUUCCAUUUUUGCCCUCAUCACCCUCCCUCUCUCCUUCCUCCUCUUCUCCCUAUCCCUCUCCUCCCACCCCUUGAAGUCCCGAAUCUACCACCUCGAAUACCUCGCCAGCCUCGCCGCCACACACUUCGAGGCUCGACACGUGUGGAAGGACUCCCGCGAAGACGCCGUCUCGAUCUUCCGCACAAAAAUCCUCUUCUUUCCCCUUAGUUAUGCUCUCUCCUUACUCGUCGCCGUCUCCGUCGUAAACUCCGUCACCAUCGCCGUCAACGGAAAGCGCCCCACUCUCCACUCCGCCGUCACCGCAUUCAAGCUAACGUGGAAAAGACCCCUCGUGACCUCCAUACUCGUCUACGCUCUCCUCCUCGCCUACGUCCAAGUACCACGAACGCUCUCCGCCGUGUUCCCUUCCCCGGCGCCGAGUCUCUUCAUCCUCCUCGUCGGAUCGGUCGUGGAGGUUUACCUAAUGGCGGUGAUGAGUUUGGGGAUGGUGGUCUCGAUUGCAGAGGAUAGGUUCGGUUGGGAUGCGAUUCGGGUGGGGUCGGGUCUUAUGGGUGGGCGAAGGGUAUCCGGGUGGGUUUUAACGGGCGGGUUUGUUUUAGUAACUGGGCUUAUAGCGAGGGAGGUGGAGAAGAUGGUGGACGAUCAAGAUCCGUUUGGGAAACCAUCAUCGACGGUGGUGAUGGUGGCGAGAGGUGUGGUGGACAAAGUGGGUCUGGUUGGGUUAUAUGGGGCGGUGGUGCUAUGGGGUUAUGUUGUUACCACUGUUUUUUACUGCGACUGUAGAAGACACUACGGUAAUAAGAGUGAAAAUGAUAAUAAUGUCACACUUGCAGUUUAGUGCCUGAUUGGUUCACGAUUUGAAAAUUGUAUUUUUGAAAAGUGCGAUUUUGAAAUAAAAAUUUGAAUUCAUUGUCUGGAAACAUGUUUCUGAAAAUGUGAUUGGUUGCACUUUGUUAGC